Molecule: messenger RNA, 816 nt
Organism: Mustela erminea (ermine)
Lineage: Eukaryota; Metazoa; Chordata; Mammalia; Carnivora; Mustelidae
Exons: 4
Coding region: 35-730 (231 amino acids)
Source: RefSeq, a predicted model, not a curated record
CGUGGAAGCCAGACGUGCACAGCCGGUCCGUGCGAUGAUUGACCAGCCCUGGGAUCCGAAGAGGCCACUGGAAGGUCCCCAGGGGCAAGUCCAGUUGCGCUGCGUCCUUCCCGACGGUGCAGGACCGUCAGCGCCACGCGGAGCCACGCGGAGAGGGGCGGCAGCGCGGCGUCCACCCGGCACCCGAGCCGCCGGGAGCUGGCGCUGCUCAGCUCUGCCGCGGACCUCUGCGGCCAGGCGCGCUCGGGCACCGCACUGCGCCGCGCACAGCAGCAGGCCCGCUUCCCAGGUGACCCCAAGUGUGAUACUCUGGGCGUGUGCAGCACCCCAACCUCCUUUCCCUUCCACAAACCCCUCCCUUUGCUCUCCGCUCCUCAGUUUCGCGGUAAGAAGCUCCUGGAGUCGGGGUUCACCAAAUUGGCCAGGGAAAAGUCGAAGGCGAAAGCGACUGUGGGGCGCCCACCCAGCCUCGGACGAGGGUGCAGCGGUCCCUGGUGCAGCGCGAGCAAGAGGAGACCUCGGGCUUGCAGGGGGCCGAUGCCGAGGAGCAGAGGUAGGGAGCUGGACCCGCGGAGAACCACAGAAAAACGCCACACAGUUGUGCCAAGGACAAACCCUGGGUACCCUCGCCCGGGGCUGGAGCGCAGGGCGCUGGUGCUCCUCUAACUGGGCGGACGCUGUGCUCCCGCGAGAAGAUCUCUCCCAAGGCUACAAUCAAGAUGGUGGCUAAGACUAAGGUCUCCUCUGAGGCUCACCUGGGGCAGGAUCUGCUUCUAAGCUCGGAUGGCUGUGAGUGGGAUUUGGUUCCUUGUGGGU